AUGACUGGCUUCUCCGUUGAUCAUAUUGCUACUGGACACUCUUGGACAGAAGGCUCUGGCAAGUCUUGGCAACAAACUCAAACUGGUGCUGCUACUUUCCAAUGGGUCCAAGAAGGAACUGGUCGUGUAGCUCAUGGUGUUGCUGUUCAAUCCAAGAAGGAUAAACAAUGGCACGUUCAUAUUACUUUUGAUAACAACACUCAUUGGAAAUUGACCCCAAGUGCUGAUGGAAACCAAUUGCAAGGACCUUCUGAUGCCUUUACUUUGAAAUCCACUGGAGCAAAGUCUACCUUUGAAAAGAAGGACAAGAUCAAGCCAAAGCUCGAAGGUGCUGAUUACACUGAAAAUUCAGGAGCUGUUUGGCACGUGACUCAUCACAAGGGUGGUAGUUUUGAAAUGGUCAAUCAGAAGGAUCAAAGAGUGUGCCAUGGAACUGUCGGAAAGGAUCAACAAAAGAAUCACUUUGUGGUUUAUUUGGAGUUCCCUGGAAAUGUUACCAUGAGAGUGGAGACUGCUGAUUUGGCCACUUUGAAUUUGCCUAAUGGUGAUGUUUUCAGAAGAACCAGUGAGGGAAAGAAGAAGGAAAAGAAAGAUAAAGAUGAAAAGAAGGAAAAGAAGGAAAAGAAAGACAAGCAUUAA
Messenger RNA from Naegleria lovaniensis, 639 nucleotides. RefSeq lists its product as uncharacterized. The transcript has 2 exons. The record is from RefSeq and is a predicted model, not a curated record. The coding region runs from base 1 to 639 and encodes 212 amino acids. Lineage: Eukaryota; Heterolobosea; Eutetramitea; Acrasida; Naegleriidae.